Eimeria maxima is the source of this 1374-nucleotide messenger RNA. RefSeq names its product protein kinase, putative. Gene Ontology annotation, molecular function: ATP binding; protein serine/threonine kinase activity. The transcript has 6 exons. Gene Ontology annotation, biological process: mitotic DNA damage checkpoint signaling; protein phosphorylation. Bases 1 to 1374 code for a protein of 457 amino acids. Gene Ontology annotation, cellular component: cytoplasm; nucleus. The record is from RefSeq and is a predicted model, not a curated record. NCBI's taxonomy places the organism in Eukaryota, Apicomplexa, Conoidasida, Eucoccidiorida, Eimeriidae.
AUGGCUCAAAUUAAGACGAGUCGUCUAACCUUAAAUACCCCUGCUGCUGCUCCCGCCCUCAACAGCAGCAGCAGCAGCAGCAGCAACAGCAACAGCAACAGCAGCAGCCACUACAGCAGCAGCAGCAGCAGCAGCAGGCCACCAUUCAGCAGAGAACUAUUGGGGGAACCAAGAAAAAUAUUCAACAUCAACGACUACUAUGAACUCGGACGUAAACUCGGAUCUGGCUACACUGCAAGUGUUUAUGAGGCUCGCUGCCGAAGGACCGGCCGUUUAUUGGCGAUUAAAAAUAUCAGCAAAGCAAGACAAAGGUUAAUAACAUCUGAAUAUAAUUACCGUGUCGUCUAUUCAGUGUUAUCAUCAUUACCAACACAUAAACAUCUUCUUCUUCCUCCUAUUGAUCUAUUAGAGACUAAUACACACUUUUAUAUUGUGAUGGAAUUAUGUAAAGGAAAAGAUUUAGUUGAUUUUGUUUUGCGAUUUCCUGCUGGAGGAAUUUCUGUUUCUUCUUGUCGUCGUUUAUUGCAACAAUUACUUCUUGCUGUUAAUUAUCUACAUUCUUAUGAUAUAUUACAUAGAGAUAUAAAAUUGGAUAAUAUUGUAUUUAGGGAAGAAACAACAAAUGAUGAACAAAAAGGAGAUGUUGUGCUGCUGGACUUUGAUAUGUGUCUGCUGCUGCAGCAGCAGCAGCAGCAGCAGCAACAGCAGCAGCAGCAGCAACAGCAACAGCAGCAGCAGCAGCAGCAGCACCAAAAUGGAAAACAGCAACAACGGACACAAGAUGCUCCAGAGGUUGCUGUUGUUGGUACAAGAGAAUACAUGGCACCUGAAUGUUUUUCUGGUAUAUACAGCCGAGCAUCAGACAUUUGGAGUGUUGGUGUUGUUUUAUUUGUUUUAUUAGAUGGACAUUUUCCCUUUGAUGUUAAUGAUCUUGCUGCUCCUGCUGCUCCUGCUGCUGCUCCUGCUGCUGCUCCUGCUGCUGCAGCAGGAGAUGCGGCAGCAGCAGCGGCAGCAACAGCAGCAAGUGCAAGUGCAGCAGUAGCAACAGAUACUAAUAAAGUAGCAGCUGGAAGUGCAGCAACAGCUACUGCAGCAGCAGCAGCAACAGCAGCAGCAGCAGCAGCAGAUCGUUCUUCUUCUAUCCUCUCUCCCCGUUACCAAAACAAUAACAACAAUCAUCAUCAGCAACAGCAGCAGCAACUGCAGCAGCAGCAGCAGCAGCAGCAGCAAUUAAGCAGCAGCAGAUCUAUACGUCGUAUAUUAAGAAGAGGUGUUUGUUUCUUCUCUGGUCUAAGACAAAGAGAUCCUCUUGCUGUUCAUCUUAUUGAAUCUAUGCUCGCCUUUGAUCCUAAGGCACGCAUGCAAACAGGUUAG